AUGAGUAUUUCAAACGAGAAUUAACAGAACUCAUUUAGUUUACAGGAGGAGAUCUUUCAAGGGCCAACUCCGAUUAUGCUCUCUGGGAGGAUAGUUGUGGGAGAUGGGGAUUCGAGUAGAUUUAUUCCAGCUAGUUGGAAUUCUUUCACUGUUCCUGAUUAAAUGAAGUUGGCAGACAUAAGUGAGCAAUCCAUAUAGGCUGUUCCUGUUGAGAUGCAUAAAUCAACGAAGGGAAUGAAAAAAUCCGAAUAUCAAUCUGCCUAUGUAGCAGAAGACGAUGUCGAAUCUAAUGGGAAGCCUCAGUUUCUUAAAUUGAUAAUAGCAAAGAGUAUCCAGAACAAUUUCAUUCACAACCUUUGGAAUAGAUCUUACCUAAGGAAAUUGGAUUAAUUGUCUGGCUAUUAGGUUCAGGUUUUGGACGAUUUACAAUUAGAGAAUGAGACAUACUAUCAGGAUUAGAGGAGAACUCUUACAAAAUUGGAGGCAAUCAAGAGAUUUUUCUCCUACAUUGAGGUUUUUACACCUUACAGUUAGUUCAUCUUUAUUUGGGGCCUAUUUUAAAUUUUAAUAUACUUAUUGAUAUUCUUUUGGCUUCCUUAUAAGAUUUCUUUCAAACUGGAGUCAAUAGGGGAAUUCUUGGGGUACAACGAGACGAAGUAGAUCCUGGAAAUUUUGUUUUUGUCCAUCCUCAGUAUGGACGUGUUUGUGGGAUUGAACUUGGCCUUUAUCUACAAGGGAAUAAUAAUUAGAAACAGAAAGAGAAUAUUAAUAAAUUACUUUCGACAAUACGCCUUUGUUGAUUUGGUUUCGCUCAGUACGAUAACCCUCCAGUUUUUCAUUCUGACCAACAAUGGAGAUUCCAAUUAAAUGUUGGCCAUUCAAAUAGCAUUAUGUGCUGUAUUCUACGUUCUCAGGAUGACCAAGAUUAACAAGAUCCUAGCAUAAAUAUAAGAGUUCUUCAAUUUGUACGGUUCCUUAAAUGAUUUGGUGGGCUUAUUGAAGUUAACAAUGAUAAUAGUAUUUAUUGCUCAUAUUUGUGCUUGUGUUUGGCAUGGGAUAGCCUUCUACAAUGACGGUUAUUCUUGGCUGGAUGCUUAUGAAUUGAGAGACAAAGGAAAUGCCUCCAAAUACAAUACUGCAAUAUAUUGGGCCACAAUGACCAUGACAACAGUAGGCUACGGAGACAUUACAGCCAAGAAUAAUCUUGAAUUGUUAAUCAAUAAUUUGACGAUGCUCAUAGCCUCCAUAGUCUUUGCUUAUUCUGUAAAUAGUAUAGGAAUUUUUGUAUCCAACAUGUACAAAGGAGCGAUGGAAUACAGCAGAAGUGUGACAUUAAUAAACACAUUCAUGUCUAAAAACAAAAUCUAAUUUGAAUUGUAAACUAGAAUACGGAGUUAUUUAGAGUAUAUAUGGUAGGAGGAACAAAAUAUGAAUGACGAAGAAGUAGUAACUUUGAUUAGCAAAUUGAGUAGUAAUCUAUAGGAGGAGUUACAAUAUUAAUUGAGAGGGAACAUAUUGAGCAGCUGCAAAGUCAUGAUCAAAACCUUUUCUUAGAAAAUGAUAAAGUCUUUGUUGGGCUAAAUGGAGGAACAGAGUUUCUCUCCAGAAGAGAGGAUCAUCACUAUUAAUUAAACUGAUGACUCAUCUUUAUACAUAAUUACAAAAGGGGAAGUUGAAAUCAUCUUUGAAGGCUUAAACAGUUUAAAUGAGAAAACCAAAAGGAACAGUCUAAAAUUCUUAUCUUAAGGUGAUUAUUUCGGAGAAUUAGGAUUCUUUACUGGUUAAUCUAGAAAGGCCACUGCUAUUUCAAGAGCAUUUACAAAAGUAUUCAAAAUCAAACGAGAAAACUUUAUCAAGAUCUUGCUUUCCUAUCCUAAUGAUUAUGAAAAGUACUGCCAAUUGAAUCAUUCCUUAAUGUAAUAGGACUAUAGUGUCCUAUAAGUAAAUUGUUACAGUUGCUAGAGUAAUAAUCAUCUAAUUGAUAAAUGUCAUUAUGUACAUCUCUGUCCAGACAAAGAAGCUAUACUAAAAAGAGAACUCUAUCCGUUUGAUUAAAAAAGGAACAAGGUUAGAGGAAGAUAAGAAAGAGAUAAGGAACUCAGUCCUUGGAUCAUAUAAAAAUAUGUAAUGACAAAAGCCAAAGAAUUGCAGCAAGAACUCUAGUAUUUAGCAAGUAAAGGCACAGAUUUUGAAGAUUUGGACCAACAUUCAAAUAUGAUGAAUGAUGUUUAUGAGGAUGAAGUUGAAAUCGAUGUACCAUCUUCAUUAAAUCAAAGGAGCAAUUCAAGAACAUUUAGUAAAUUAAGUCAAAAGCAGACUUAAUUAAAUUAAAUUCCAGAAGUAGAAGAAGAUGAUUAGAAAAAUUAUUCGAGAAAGGUAGCACUUCCUAGGACAACUCUUUAAACAGCUGGGUUUGGAGGCGGAAUGAGAGAUAGUGUGCAUGUUGAUAUUAUAAGGGAUGAUGACGAAUAAGAAAGCUCUGAUGAAGAAUCAGAAGAAGAAAAAGAUCAAGUCCCUAUGCACUUGCCCAUUCCAGCGAAUAAAAGCCAAGAAGUAGUCAGAAAUCAAUAAUCGAAAAUAACUUUUACUCGGAAAGAAUCAGCUGAGGAAAUCAUACCUCGUUCAUCAACCCAAAGAUCUCACACUUACACACAAAAAGGAAGAAACUCUUAAACUAUUAAGAGGACUUUGACUCCGGAAAAGAUAUAUCCUCCCACUCAAUCUGAUUUAGAAAUUAGAAAUCAUGCAAGAAGACCUACAUCCAAAAAAUAAUCAAAUGCUACCAGAACAUUUACUAGAAAUCAAGGAAGAGAAAUGACAAAUGAUGUUAAUCCUACUUCUUUCAUGGACAAUUAAACCUAUAAUUAGCAUACAUCCACAACAAUUCUAGCUUAAUUCGAUAAAAUGUAAGCAUUCUUAUACUACUUUCCCUUUAAUAAUUAUGAUUCAGUUAUAAAAAGAUAUACGAGAUUACAAAAGUUUUUUGGCAAAAAAAGGCUAUAUCCAGAAUUUUCUAACUUUUCCUUCUUCUUCAUGACAAUUAAAAAGGGAUGGAAAUUAAGGAGGUUAGGAGAUAAAUUAAGAGGAAAAACCUUUGCAGACACAAUGAAAAAACCAUUAUCGAAAACGAUUCAAAGCUUUAAGACAGUUAAAAAAGUAAUAAAUAAUACAACUGGAUAUGGAGGAGGUGGUACUUCACCAUAGCGAUUACAUUCCUUUAAAUGA
Paramecium tetraurelia is the source of this 3225-nucleotide messenger RNA. RefSeq lists its product as uncharacterized. The record is from RefSeq and is a predicted model, not a curated record. The transcript has 5 exons. NCBI's taxonomy places the organism in Eukaryota, Ciliophora, Oligohymenophorea, Peniculida, Parameciidae.